GGUCACAUUCACCAGCGCAUUCCUAUUCUAUUUACAACGUGUGUCAGGUCAGAACAUUUAGUCCGCUGCUGGUACGCCGACUGACCGAAUGAGCGGUUCGCACGUUGUUCCGUGCUGAGCAAACAAGAGUGGAGCGGUGGUGUUUUUUCACCUCCCACACGAAAGCCUGAACAAACACUUUUUCACCAUUUUACAGUUUGGCCAGAUAGGAAGCGAGUCCCGUGGCGAGGCUGCGUAAUUCAGGUGUGUCCCGGCUUAGCCGUUAAACUUGACUGCGGGUGACCACCGGACACACAUUCGCUUCGGGAAAAUGUCAGCGGGAAAGGUCAUUUUCCUGCUUUCGUUGGCGCUGGCGUCGGCUCAGCGCCUCUGCGCACCGGGCGCUUCGGACGGCUACAAAGUUCGACUGAGCAUCCGUACGGCUCUGGGAGACAACGCCUAUGUCUGGAACCAAAACGAAAUGUUCCUCUUUCGAGCCAUGUUGGCUUUCGCCAUGAGGACCCACUUCGACGGGCAGGACUUCCAAGUGGACGACGUCGUCGUUUGCGAAGAGACGGCCCGAGUGUCCUUCUGGUUCGUGGUCACGUGGCCCACCGACGCCGGCCGGCUGGUGGACGGAGGCGAGGUGGACCUGGCGAUCAGGAAGUGUCGCAACCGCAUCAACCGCGCCUUCCUGCUGACGGACCGCACCCUGGAGUUCGUGGGCAUCACGCCCACCCUGGCGGCUCCCGUGCUGCCCGCCACGCCGCCGUGGCUCAUCGCCUUCGGGGUGGUCAUGGGCGUCGUGGGGGCGGUAUUCGUCGUCCUCGUCGUCUCCUCGGUGCUGCAGAAGCGGCGAAAGAAGAAGGAGAACGCGGAGGACGCCACCGAGGACGACGACAGCGACGGCGAGACGCAGGCGGCCAAGCGCGGCAAAACCGGCGGCGCACGGCGGGAGCCCGGCGGCGUCUCCAACGUCGCCUUCUCGGACGACGAGCGAGUCACGCAAAUGUAAUUUCAGAAUUCCAAAACAUUACGUAAUAAACAUCAACACAUAUAUCAUAUACACUAUCGCAAAAAAAUAAAAAUAAAAUAUAUAUAUCACUUUUGUUCAACUGUUGAUAUUUGUAAAUCAUUAUCCUUAUUUAAUCGGUUGAAUUUUGUACUGAAACGAGGACUUUCAAAAUGAAUA
Molecule: messenger RNA, 1171 nt
Organism: Phycodurus eques (leafy seadragon)
Lineage: Eukaryota; Metazoa; Chordata; Actinopteri; Syngnathiformes; Syngnathidae
Gene: cltrn
Product: collectrin, amino acid transport regulator
Exons: 6
Coding region: 311-994 (227 amino acids)
Source: RefSeq, a predicted model, not a curated record